Penicillium malachiteum is the source of this 1740-nucleotide messenger RNA. RefSeq names its product MDR family MFS transporter. The coding region runs from base 1 to 1740 and encodes 579 amino acids. The transcript is spliced from 5 exons. The record is from RefSeq and is a predicted model, not a curated record. Lineage: Eukaryota; Fungi; Ascomycota; Eurotiomycetes; Eurotiales; Aspergillaceae. Gene Ontology annotation, molecular function: transmembrane transporter activity. Gene Ontology annotation, biological process: transmembrane transport.
AUGGGGUGGGCGACUCCCGACGACGCACCACGGGCGGCGGGAGCACGCAUAGGGGGCCAAUCAGGGGGCGGAGAAGUCGAGUUGCAAAUCUCCCUGGAUUCUACUAUGGGGUCUAAUGCCGAUGAAGCAUGCCUUUCUCAUACAACAGCGGCUGUGAAAAGCGGGCAAGAGCUUGGAUGUUCAACAGAGACUUGUUCCCUUUUAGCCAAGCCGGAAAACGAGAACCGAUAUCCGUCAAGAUGGCAGGCACUACUGGUGACCAUCAGCCUUUGCCUGACAACCUUUUGCGUUGCUCUGGAUGGAACUAUCCUUGCCACUGCAAUCCCCCGAAUCACCGACGAAUUCCACUCCUUGUGGGAUGUGGGAUGGUACAGCAGUUCGUAUAUGUUUGCCAUGACAGCGACACAGAUGAUGUGGGGGAAAUUUUACACAAUACUCCCCGCCAAAUGUGUGUUCUUAUGGAGUCUAAGCAUCUUUGAAAUUGGCUCGCUCAUCUGCGGGCUCGCCCCAUCCUCUCUUGUAUUGAUCACGGGUCGGUGCAUCGCAGGGAUCGGGGCUGGGGGUCUGAAUGCUGGAGACAUUGUCAUUGUCACAAAUACCAUUCCUUUACGAAUACGGCCGAUAUAUUUGGGGCUAAUACAGUGUAUUCAUGGGGUGGUGAGUGUAGGCGGGCCUCUGCUCGGGGGCGUUCUGACGGACCAUGUGUCAUGGCGAUGGUGCUUUUACAUCAAUCUGCCUUUGGGAUUCGUCACCCUCAUCUCGAUCUUUUUGUUGCUGUCAAGUAAUAAGCCCCCAUUGAGCCAUCUGAGUCGAAAGGAGAAGGUUCAGUCCAUGGACCCGCUAGGAUCGGUAUUCCUCAUCCCCGGAAUCGUCACGUUGCUGCUAGCGCUCCAAUGGGGAGGAUCACAAUAUGCCUGGACUGACUGGCGGAUUACUCUUCUCUUCGCUCUGUCUGCUGUCCUGUUGACGAUAUUUUUAAGAGUUCAGGUGUGGGCUAAAGAUAGAGCCACGCUGCCGAUACGCCUCAUUUGCAAUCGAAAUAUGCUGGGCAUUCUCUGGUACGCGUUCUAUAACAGCGGGGCGCUGAUCAUCUUCACCUACUACCUGCCGAUCUGGUUCCAAGUUGUCAAUGGAAUCUCUGCUACCCAGUCGGGCCUCAUGAGCCUGCCUACCGAGCUGGGGUAUGUCGUGUCAUCACUAGUCGGAGGCGUGCUCGUUACAUUGGUGGGAUACUACACACCGUUUCUCAUUGUAUCAUCUAUGGGUUCCGCCAUUGGUGCUGGUUUGCUUAGCACGUUGCACCCCUCCUCGGGACUGGGCCCAAUCCUAGGGUAUCAGGUCGUGCUAAGUGCCAGCGUCGGCAUUGGAGCCCAGAGUGCAAAUCUGGUACCCCAGGUGGCAGUAACACCUGAAGAUACCACCAUGGCCAUCACGACAUUCGUGGUUAUACAAUCGCUCUGCAACUCCGUCUCCUUGCCUCUUGCGCAGAGUGUCUUUCACAACCGCCUACUGCACAAUCUGCGGGUAGAUGCUCCGUCUGUGGAUCCCUUGAUAGUUGAAAUGUAUACCACGCGGCUCCGACAGAUUCUGCCGCCGAGGUUGCUAAGGAUAGUGCUUGAGGCAUAUAGCCGGUCAAUUACGCAAACUUUCUACGUUGGAGUGGCAAUGUGUGCCUUGUCUUUUUUUGGCUCUGCUUCUCUAGAUUGGGAGUCUGUGUGCGAAGAGAGACCUGUGGAGUAG